This is a messenger RNA of Trichoderma reesei QM6a, 513 nucleotides long. RefSeq lists its product as uncharacterized. NCBI's taxonomy places the organism in Eukaryota, Fungi, Ascomycota, Sordariomycetes, Hypocreales, Hypocreaceae. Bases 1 to 513 code for a protein of 170 amino acids. The transcript has 2 exons. The record is from RefSeq and is a predicted model, not a curated record.
AUGGCCAGCGACGAAGACUACAUGGCCUUCCUCAACAAGGCGAACCAAGACGCCGACGAGGGCAGAGCCACAGCAGCAGCAGCGCAAAGAUCGCAGGGAGGAGGAGCAGCGCAGCGAACAUUCAAGGCUACGGACGACGGCGCCGAAAUCCCAAAAAGCAUUGCCGAGGCUCUUCGGGAUGCCUUCUACGUCAGUGAGGCGGACGAGCCCUUUAGCGGGGUGUCGUUGCGGUGGAAGGGCGAGGGAGGACUUCCCGACGAAGUCGAAUUCGCAAAGCUGAUUCACCACUGGGAUGCCGAAAACGCUCAAAUCGACAUCAUGGAUCCCGUGGACUGGGAUUCGGAAGGGCAGUACGCCAACCUCAUCGACGCCGUGAGGGAGGCCACAAAGGGAAACGACGUCAGAGUGUACAGAGUCGCGAGGGACCUGACGCGGGCCGAGUACUUUGUGAUUUCGCGGGAUGACGAGGGCGGCAGGAUUGUGGGUGUCAAGGCGCUGGGUGUUGAGUCUUGA